Messenger RNA from Carassius auratus (goldfish), 1998 nucleotides. RefSeq names its product C3a anaphylatoxin chemotactic receptor-like. The coding region runs from base 204 to 1253 and encodes 349 amino acids. The transcript has 3 exons. Gene Ontology annotation, cellular component: plasma membrane. Gene Ontology annotation, molecular function: G protein-coupled receptor activity; complement receptor activity. Lineage: Eukaryota; Metazoa; Chordata; Actinopteri; Cypriniformes; Cyprinidae. Gene Ontology annotation, biological process: inflammatory response; complement receptor mediated signaling pathway; phospholipase C-activating G protein-coupled receptor signaling pathway. The record is from RefSeq and is a predicted model, not a curated record.
AAGGGAGAAAAGAGUUCAGAGAGAAGGAGAGAACUGGAAAUGAUGUCAAUGAACCCGUCACUUAUUUAUUUGUCUGUACACUGAACAUGACCUAACACUCUUACUCUGUGUCUCUGCUGGACACAUUCACAAAUUAUAAUGCAGUGGUGUUUCCUCAAACACUGAUUGUGUCAACUAGUUCUUUGAGCAAACUUCCACUAAGAAUGGCCACCAUGCAGCCCCGCUCAGAAAUCUCAACCAACCAUGAGAAAAUUAAAGUGGACAUUGAUGCCAUUAUGAAUAUUGUUACCAUUGUCCUCUACACCAUCACCAUUAUCUUCGGCAUCACUGGGAACUCUGUGGUCAUCUGGGUGGCUGGCAAGCGUCUGAAGCCCAGUGUGACUAACGUAUGGCUGGUCAAUUUAGCCAUAGCGGACCUGAUCUUCUGCCUUACCCGUAUAACUUCGCUCCUCAAAAAGCUUUUCUAUGACUACUGGCCUUUUGGACUCUUUCUCUGCAAGUUCAAUGGUUUCUUCAAGUACGCCAACAUGUUCUGCAGUGUUUUUCUUCUGGCCGUCAUCAGUGUGGAUCGAGUGCUCUGCGUCUGGUGUCCAGUGUUCACCAGAGAACGACGGACGUUAUUUGCCGCUCGUGUGGUCAGUGUGGGAGUUUGGAUUGUGGCGGUGAUCUUUAGUUCACCGUACUUUGUGUACCGGCAGGUCUAUCUUGGUGACAACAACUUGAGCAAGUGCUCACUGGAGGUGAAAGAAGCAUCAAAGGGUGACAAUUCAGCAAAAAACGCCUUGUACAGCAUUCGCUUCUCAUGUGGAUUCCUGUUGCCCUUCCUUGUCAUCCUAACCUGCUACAUUAUAGCUGGCAUUGGCAUACGCCGAACAAGGUUUUCUGGAAAAUCGAGGCCUCUCCGGAUUCUCGCUGGACUGGUCUGUGCCUUUUUCUUAUGUUGGGGCCCCUACCACUGCCUACUGCUGGCCAAGAUGGUGGACAAGAAGAGCCAAGCUGUUAAAGUGGGCCUGCCUAUUGCGAAGGGCUGUGCAUAUUUAAACAGCUGCAUAAACCCGUUGCUGUACUUCUGCAUGGGACUGGAUGUUAGGCAACGCUUCAGACAAAGCAUAUCAGGGAUUUAUCGCAGAGCACUUAUGGAGGAAGGCCACACUGUGCAGUCCCAGGAAGGCACUGCAGAAGAAAGCUGUAAUUCUAUUCCAAAGACUGCAGGGAUCAUUCGAGAGAAACCUGAGGACAUGACCAAAGUUUAAAAGAGAUAGAUUUUAAUGUCAUUUUUGCUUUUUUAGUAGUGGGGAAAUAUUUCGGGGAGGUUGAUAUGUAAACACUGAUCAAAUCCAAAUGUGAAAAAUCUAUCUCUCUUUUCUUUCUGACAAUUUUACUACCAGACUGUCUUUAAAAUAAUCUUGAUAUUUAAGAACUUAUCUGAGGAAGACAUAGAAUAAUAGUGAAAUCAACAUGUAUAUAUUUGUGAGUGAUGUAACAUCUCCAGAGUAAGGAAAAGGCUAAAAAAAAAAAAAAAAAAAAAAUUCCCCCCGGACUCCUCACACCCACGCCACUCUCUUCUUCAAACUGUUUCCCUCUGCUCCGCGCACAGCACACAGCACUGACCACCAGAACAGCUAGCACAAAAACUGUUUUUCUCACAGGCUAUAUUCAGCCUGAACAAUUCAUCUUUCAGAAUUUUACAUUGUCAAUCACAACUAACAUAGUUAUCUGAGAUAUUAUGUUAAACUGCACAUUUUGUAACUAACAUAUCUGCACACUUAUAACAUAGCUGUACAUUUAUCUAAACAAUUACAUUUUUCCCUAUACUUCUAUUUCUGUAUGUAGUACUUUUUUAUACAUUACUGUUAUAUUACAUUCCCACUGUGUUAUUCCUAUGUACUGUAUGUCUGCACUACGUAAAUACUUUCUUCUACACUGGAAGCUCCUGUCGUCAAGUCAAAUUCCUUGUGUGUGUAAACAUACUUGAUAAUAAAGCUCUUCUGAUUCUGA